AUGGCCGAAAGCCUGGAUACCGAACAAAUCAAAGAUUGGCGAUCGAUAAUCACUCUAAUUAUUUUUGUUCUCACUAAUAUCGUGGUACUUUUUCCUUUCCACAUCCCGUUCUACAUUCCCCGAUGGCUUCAUAACGCAGUCCUGGAUGGAUUGGCGGCUCUUCGAAUCAUACGUCGUCGCGAAAUCCCCCAGAAUCAUGACAAGCCGACUCUGCUCGUGCGACUCAACCUGCCUCUGAACUUUAUCACCGCGCCGUUAAUAGCGGACUUGUUUCUACUCGCAAUUUUGGCUAUUGGGCGACAGGAAGUGCAUGAUGGAACUGUCGGCGCAGAUGGGAUCUCACCUAUCGACAUUUUAGUCUUCUUUCUUACGUUGGCUUAUAUCGCUAUUUCGAUCGACGCCUCUGGCCUUAUCCGAUAUCUGGCUUUCAAGGUACUCCAAAAAGGUGACGGGGUGGGCCAUCGACUUUUCUUCUAUCUCUACACAUUCUUUUUCGCACUGGGGAGCUUUAUCGGAAAUGACCCUAUCAUUUUGUCAGGCACGGCCUUCCUCGCUUACAUGACACGCGUGUCUAGCAAUAUCGUUCAUCCAAGAGCUUGGAUACACAGCCAAUUCGCCAUCGCUAAUAUCGCAUCUGCGAUCCUGGUGUCCUCCAACCCGACAAAUUUGGUUCUGGCGGGCGCCUUCAACAUCAAAUUCCUUGUGUACACAGUGAACAUGAUCGUACCGGUAGUGGUGACUGCUAUCGUGGUCUUCCCAUUCCUGCUUUAUAUCAUUUUCGCCGAUGAAUCUUUGAUUCCGGUAACCAUUGAAAUGCAUGAGCUACCGGAGGAAGCCAGGGGCAAACCCCCCAGUGCCGAAGAAGAAGAGGAAGAGGAGGCGAAUGAAGGAAAUGGAACGCUUCUCUCUUUGGAGGAAAUCAUGAACCCUUUUUUGGACAAGGGAGGUGCGGCUUUCGGCGCCGUCAUCAUGGCUGCGACCCUCAUCACUCUCCUUGCUAUCAAUGCCGCUAGCAAUUCCGGCCAUGACCGCCCGGUCUUUUGGGUUACACUACCUGCCGCUUUUGUGAUGUUCUGUUGGGAUCUUGGGACUGGUUGGAUUCAUCGACAUGAGACGCGCCGGAUUGCCGCUGUGGGCCGACAGCAACACGAAGCCGUCAAGGCCGAGCGUGAACAUCGGAAGUCGCUUCGAAAUUCCCCAGAACAAAAUGCCCAGGAGAGCACUGAAGAACGGCAGCCUAUAGCAACCGACUUCUUCUCGAAGAGUUUGAAGAUCACCACCCCAAGUGAUGCUAUAAAACUCAGCAUCGACACAAAAGCUUCGCAUGACUGCCACGAAACAUCCCUUCCAGCACCGAUUUUAGGUGAAAAGGAGCCGUUCCCUGAAGUACAAUCUCCAAGUUCAGUCUCAAAGACUAGUGGAGAACUGAAUGACGCGACUCGAUCAGAAAAGAAUAAAACACAUAGUAUUAUCAAUGGUAUAGACUCCGAAAAGCGUGCCGGCAGAUUCCAAGAGGAGCCAAACCAACCAACCACCCUAGUGUCGCUUUGUGAAAAUGCCUAUGUCUGGCUACAGGAGACAUUUCCAACCGUCACAGUCGUGCUCUCACAUCUUCCUUUUCCACUGGUUCCUUUCGCCUUCGCCAUGUUUGUACUCGUACAAGCUUUGGUUACGAAAGGAUGGGUUCCUGUAUUUGCCUAUGGAUGGGACCAUUGGGUUGAGAAGACCGGAACAGUCGGUGCUGUUGGUGGUAUGGGCUUUUUAUCUGCGAUCCUUUGCAAUUUUGCCGGGACAAAUAUUGGCACGACAAUUCUCCUCUCUCGGGUCGUUCAAGCCUGGAAAGAAAUCCACAUUGUCAGCGGUAUUCCGAUCAGUGACCGCACCUUCUGGGCUACGGUUUAUAGCAUGGCACUUGGUGUGAACUUUGGCGCGUUCAGCACGGCUUUCAGUGCGUCGUUAGCUGGUCUUUUGUGGCGCGAUAUUCUCGCAAGAAAAUACAUUCGUGUGGGUAGCAUCGAGUUUGCGCGCGUCAACCUUCCUAUCAUCGCGAUCGCAAUGGCGGUUGGAUGUACCGUUUUGAUCGGGGAGGUUUACAUAAUGAGAAAAGAAACACCAUAUGAUGCUUGA
Messenger RNA from Penicillium manginii, 2127 nucleotides. RefSeq names its product putative arsenite efflux transporter ArsB-like. Gene Ontology annotation, biological process: transmembrane transport. Gene Ontology annotation, cellular component: membrane. The record is from RefSeq and is a predicted model, not a curated record. Bases 1 to 2127 code for a protein of 708 amino acids. Lineage: Eukaryota; Fungi; Ascomycota; Eurotiomycetes; Eurotiales; Aspergillaceae. The transcript has 4 exons.